Molecule: messenger RNA, 1808 nt
Organism: Parus major (Great Tit)
Lineage: Eukaryota; Metazoa; Chordata; Aves; Passeriformes; Paridae
Product: opsin-5-like
Exons: 5
Coding region: 1-1350 (449 amino acids)
Biological process (GO): G protein-coupled receptor signaling pathway
Cellular component (GO): membrane
Molecular function (GO): G protein-coupled receptor activity
Source: RefSeq, a predicted model, not a curated record
AUGGGGAAUGAGUCCAACACCUCAGUGUUCACCUCCACCUUAUCGGAGACAGAAGACCUGAUUUUUGGCACUCUCUAUUUAGUCUUUGGCAUCAUGUCCCUGUCUGGGAACUCCCUGCUGCUGCUGGUGGCCCAUCAGAAGAGGUCCCUGCUGAAACCUGCCGAGUUCUUCAUUGUCAACCUGGCCAUCAGUGACCUGAGCAUGACGGUGACGCUCUUCCCCUUGGCCAGCUCCUCCUUCUUUGCACACAGGUGGCUUUUCGAGCGGGCCCUGUGCACCCUCUACGCGUUCUGCGGGGUUCUGUUCGGGCUGGGCAGCCUGGGCAGCCUGGCGGUGCUCAGCGCCGUGUGCUGCCUGAAGAUCUGCUUCCCGGCAUAUGGGAGCAGUUUCUCACGGAGGCACGCCGUGGGGCUGCUGCUGGCCAUCUGGGCCUACGCCCUGGCCUUCGCCACCGCGCCCCUGGCCCGCUGGGGCGGCUACGGCCCCGAGCCCUACGGCACAGCCUGCUGCAUCACCUGGGAGGCCUCCAGCAGGGAGGCCACGCUCUACAUCCUCGCCCUCUUCAUCUUCUGCUACCUCCUGCCCUGCCUGCUCAUCCUGCUGUCCUACACACUGAUCCUGUGGACGGUCUGGGUGUCACGGAGAGCUCUGCGGCAGCACACGGCGCCCCGUGCUGCAGGAGACUCACAGCACUGCCAUCUGCUCCUUCUCCAGCUGAGCGUGGCCGUGUGCCUGGGGUUCCUGGCUGCCUGGACCCCCUACGCCGUGGUUGCGCUGUGGGCACUGCUGGGGGACGCCAGCCAGGUGCCAGCGCUGGCCUUCGUGCUCUCGGCCGUCUGUGCCAAGUCCUCGACGCUCUACAACCCGCUGGUGUACCUGCUCUUCAAGCCCAACUUCCACAAGUUCCUCUCCAAGGACAGGGUGCUCCUGCAGGCGCUGCGCACCCUCCUGUGCUGCGGCUGCCGGGGCGCUGCGCUCCAGCCCUUCCCGUCCCCGGGCUUGGGCGGCCGCCCCGGCGCUCGCAGAAGCUGCGCUGAUGCUCUGGAACGUUUCAGUGCCUUCCCUGGGAGCUGCACACCCCCCCAGGGGCCCCCUGGCCGUGCUGGCCGGUGGAGCUGCCCAGCAGCCGGGGCUGAGGAGGACGGUGCAGGUGAUGGUGCUGCUCACGCCGAGGUGGCCAGGCCCGGGCACUGCCAGCGUGGCGGGGGAAGCCCUGCCCUCGGCCAUCGCCAAGGACCUGCUCUGAGCCCGGCCCUGCCCAGCUCUGUUCUACCAGAGCACUGGAACACAAAUGCAGCAUUCUCUCACCCCCAUGCCCGGCGGGUCCCAGAUGUUCCACAUGUGAAGUGAUGUGAAGAUAUAAGACCAACCCCUUUGUUUGGCUCUUGCAGCUCUGAGCUUGGUGUUUGCACUCCCAAAAACAAGAACAAAAAUAGACCCCGGUGCCUGAGAUGUGCCCGGGGUACAGCCCAGUCUCUCCUGCAGUUUGCUCUCUGGGCCCUUGGCCUAUGUUUUUCCAAACUGGUGCUCUGAUGGCCAAGUAGGAACUUGGAACUUAAAAAUUGUGGCUGGCAGGGUGGGCUGGGGGCCAUGAGGGACAUCUACCUCCAGGACCAGCUCCUAAAACCCCGUAACGUCCUCUUCUCCUGAUGGGGAGUGGGACUGUCCAUCACAGCUAUCUCACCUGGGAUUACAAAGCACCUCCCUACAGGUCUCAGGGACUGCUCUCUGUGCCAGCUGUGCCACCCCGCUCUGUCCCCCUGUGUGAAAGUCACCACUGUCCUACAGACAGAAAUGGGAGCUUUAGA